Porites evermanni is the source of this 1451-nucleotide messenger RNA. The record is from the annotation of a GenBank genome assembly. Lineage: Eukaryota; Metazoa; Cnidaria; Anthozoa; Scleractinia; Poritidae.
AAACCAAAAUGGCGGCCCUUGGUGGUAUAGCGGGAUCAGAGAAUAGACUUAUAUCCUUUUUUCAAAGGACAAAAGCACUUCUUGCAGAAGCGGAACAAUACAUUUCUAUAUUUCCAUCUAUUGAAAACAUAGAUGAAAUAGAAAUGUUACACGAAAGGCUGUCUGAGGCUGGAGAAACUGUUUUUAUUUUGAAAGAGAGGGCUGCCGAACUCACUAGCGCGGAUCGUGAUUUGGAAAUGGGAAACUUUUAUAGCAACAUGGAUCAGCUGUCCUUAUACUUGACAAGACUCCGAGUAUAUUUUGAGAAUAUAGCAGAUGAUUUAAGUGAAAGCACAUUGAAUGUGCCAGCUCACCAAUGCGAAAGGAACUACACAGGUACAAGAGGUCAGCCAAAAAUUAAAGUUUCUAAAAGGCAAAUACAAUUUCUUCGAGAGUUGCACUUUCCUUGGGUCAGAAUAGCGGAACUACUCGGAAUUUCCACAAAAACUCUAACUAGAAGACGACAAGAGUUUCAAAUUGAGGACGAGGGGGAAGUUAACUGGUCUUCACUUAGGAAUGGAGAACUAAGAGAAAUCAUGCAAGAAAUAAUGACUGUUACCCCUGGGAUUGGUCAAACCAGAAUGAUAGGUGCACUACAUAGCAGGGGAAUAAGAGUGCAGCGAUGGAAAGUCAGGGAACUUAUGCGUGAGUUGGAUCCAGUUGGAACAGCACUUCGGUGGAGAGGAACUAUUUGUCGAAGAAAGUACAAUGUACGAGGUCCAAAUGCACUGUGGCACAUCGAUGGGAACCAUAAGAUGAUACGCUGGCGGCUUGUGGUACAUACUGCUAUUGAUGGAUAUUCUAGGUUGAUACCAUAUCUGCACUGUGCAAACAACAACAGAUCCGAUACAGUACUUGCACUAUUUCAGAAUGCCUGCCAAAGUUAUGGAAUGCCUUCAAGGGUUAGGAGUGACCAUGGUCUCGAAAACAUGGGUGUAGCCCGAAUGAUGUUGGAGUGUCGGGGAGUCAACAGAGGGAGCAUGAUAACUGGAAGUUCAGUGCACAAUCAAAGAGUCGAACGGCUUCAUAGAGAUGUGACCAGUGGUGUUCUUAGAAGCUAUAUAGAUGAGUUCAACAUGAUGGAAAGAUCUGGUCUAUUAGACCCUAUCAAUGAAGUCCAUUUACUGUCACUUCACCUUGUAUUUCUGCAGGAAAUUAAGAAAUCUCUGGAUGAAUUUACCAGGCAGUGGAAUUACCAUGGCCUUUGCACAGAAGGUGGUUCAUCUCCUCUUCAGCUUUGGACUGAGGAUAUUCUAAGAUCUGCAAAUGGCAGGAACUCACCUCUGGAUGGUAUUUUAUGAGAGGAAGAAUUAGUUUGGUAUGGCGUAGAUGAAGAGGAUGCCAUUUCUGUUUCAGAAGAGGAUCAAGAGGUGAUUGUUCCCAGCAGUAACAUACCUUUGAGUGAAGAUUAG